AUGGACGAAGAGGAGAAGGAGGAGGAGAAGAAGAGAAUUCAAAGCAAUAUGGACUACUGGACCCUAUUUCGGCGAUACCUUGACUUUUUCUACACAUGUGUCACCGGUUACAUCUACUUUCAGUACUCUAGAAGAUUUCAAUAUAAGAAACCUCGUGAGAAUUUGACUCCUCUCGAUGAUGUAGUAUAUAUCAGUCCGAAUAUAAUACGAGUCCUUGGCCAGAAUCCUGGGACAUUCACACUCCAGGGCACGAACACCUAUCUGGUUGGUUCUGAGAAAAAGAAGCUUUUAAUAGAUGCUGGAGAGGCGAACAACAUGAGAUAUAUUGGCAAACUCAAAGAAUCCCUUGGUGAUGCCACUAUAGAAGGAAUAAUCUGCACGCAUUGGCAUCACGAUCACACAGGUGGAUGUCCUUCGGUACGAGACCACUUUCGGACGUCACGAGGCGAAAAACCACCAGUCUAUAGAAGAAAGUACAAGACAAAUAAGAAUCUCAGUGAAUGUACAUAUGUUGAGGAAGGACAUGUGUUCAAACAAGACGGUAUUACCCUAAGGGUGAUUGAUACGAGGGGUCACACCUCUGACCAUAUCUCAUUAUUUUACGAAGAAGAAGGAGUACUGUUCAGUGGUGACUGCAUUUUAGGACAAGGCACAAGUAUAUUCGAGGAUCUCAGUGAUUACAUGCGUUCAUUAAAAAAACUUCUCGAGCUGCCUUGCAAGAUAAUUUGCCCUGGCCACGGUCCUGUAAUCAUCGAUGCGAAAGCGAAAAUUAAGGAAUACAUUGAAAGACGAGAAAAACGGGAGCAGCAGAUACUCGAUUAUUUCCGUAAGGUCGUACGAGCAAAUCCACUUGAAGUUACUCGAGGUCUCUACAAAACGUUGCCUAGAAAUGUACAUGUGGCCGCCUUCCGAUCCACCCAACUUCACCUGAAAAAAUUGGAAGACGAGGGUAAACUGAGAAAAACAGGUCUUGUAGACUAUGUGUAUGUUCAUUGUUGA
Messenger RNA from Necator americanus (New World hookworm), 999 nucleotides. RefSeq lists its product as uncharacterized. The coding region runs from base 1 to 999 and encodes 332 amino acids. NCBI's taxonomy places the organism in Eukaryota, Metazoa, Nematoda, Chromadorea, Rhabditida, Ancylostomatidae. The transcript is spliced from 10 exons. The record is from RefSeq and is a predicted model, not a curated record.